GUCUGCAUAUAUCAGCUGGAGCCUGGGAGCCUGUGUCAGUGUGUGCAGGCAGUGCAGGGGGGAAGGAAUGGCAGGCUGGGGGAUCUUCUUCCUCUCUCUGCUCAACUACAAGACAGAGAAAUAUGUCAUCGCAGAGAACAGGAGGAUUGGAAUAUUGUUUCGUCUCUAUCAGCUGGCCGUACUGGGAUACAUAAUAGGGUGGGUGUUUGUGGUGAGGAAGGGCUACCAGGAGAGGGAGGAGGCCAUCCAGACGUCAGUCAUCACCAAGCUGAAAGGUGUCACACUGACCAACAGCUCAGAGUCUGGGCUCCACCUCUGGAGCGCUGAGGAUUACGUCAUACCCCCAAAUGGCGAGCAGGUGUUCUUCAUAGUAACAAAUUACAUAGAGACGCCCAAUCAGAGACUGGGCUUCUGUGCUGAGAGUUACAAGGUGUCAAAUGGACGAUGUCUAAGUGAUGAUGACUGCGCCGAAGGGGAGGCUGUAACAGCUGGCCAUGGGAUCAAGACCGGCCUGUGCAUAAACAGCACCGGGACCUGUGAGAUUCACGCCUGGUGUCCGGUCGAAUACACCAAGCGUCCCGCAGAGCCUUUACUGAGCGAGGCAGAAAACUUCACCAUCUACAUCAAGAAUUUCAUCCGCUUCCCAAAGUUUGAAUUCUCCAAGUCUAACGUCCUUGAAACCUCUGAUGAUAGCUACCUGAAAAGAUGCUCCUACGACAGAGAGAAUCAUCAUUACUGCCCUAUCUUCCGCCUUGGAGAUAUGGUCAGCUGGACUGGACACGACUUCCAGGACAUGGCUGUGAAGGGUGGGUCUGUUGGUAUCCUCAUCGAGUGGAACUGUGACCUGGAUAAGGACUCCUCACGGUGUAAUCCACAUUACAGCUUCACUCGUUUGGACAUGAACUUGAACAACUCAGUCACAUCAGGAUACAACUUCAGAUAUGCCAGGUAUUACAAGGAUCAAAAUGGUGAAACCUAUCGCACUUUGUAUAAAGUGUAUGGAAUUCGCUUCGACAUAAUGAUCAACGGCCAGGCUGGAAAAUUCAACAUCGUUCCCACAAUAAUUGCCAUUGGUUCUGGUAUUGCCCUGCUGGGUGCUGGAGCCUUUGCCUGUGAUAUGAUUCUACUCUACAUGAUGAACACGAGCUCCUUCUACCGAGAGAGAAAGUUUGAAAUCAUCAACUUCAAGAAGGACCGGACCAAAAACAAGGACGGAAAGGCUGGACACCGGGCGAGGAGAGCCAGGAAGCCAGGGGCAGAGAAAGGCGUCGGCAACUCUAACAAAGAGGAGGAAACUGAAGCCAGUAAGGAAUCUUCUCCCACAGCAGAGGAAAAACGGGGUCCCACCAUUCCACGCAACACAGGACAAAGAUACACCUCCGCUCUCCCUACCCAAGUUUCAGAGCAGAAGAACCACAUCACGUUCUCGUCACACAGUUAAGGUUAUAAGACAGAGCUAGACCACUCAAUCACAGUGGCCCCAGUUAUGUUGCAGGAGGUGGAACCAAAACGUCAAAUGGAUUGUCCAUUUCUUAUCUGCUGGUAUGACUGUUGCCAUUUCAACCAGCUUGAGAGAUGCUUGCAUUGACUGAAAAUGUGUUAGUCCAGGGAAAUGUUGAUGUGCUGCACUGGUUAGUGGGCCAGGACUCUGAUGUCAUACAAACAAGAGGGUGGUUUUAAGUUAAUGGGUCAGGAACCAUGAGAUUACAACAGGUCCAUUAAUAAGAAGUACUGUGAUAAUGAUGAUUCAUUCAUCAAAGACUUUUAGUGAAUUGCCAAAUAUGUGUCAGUUGGUGUUUCAGUUACUAUUAAUUGUUAUAAAUUCUCUUUCAAAUUUUUUUGGAUGGUUGGGAAUCUAUUUAGACUAAUUUGGCCUCAUUUCCUGUGUGUGUUGUAUUCUGGGCCUAAGUUUUGACCUUUGUUAUUUUAUGGACAUUAUAAAAAUUACACAAAAAAUAUUAGAUGUGAUACAUCAGUCCUCGGACAUCUUCUAAAUUCAGUGUUACAGAAAAGAUCAUGAAAGAACAGAUUGAAGAGAAUGUAUUUUUAGUGCACUCAAUGUAAGAAAAUGUGAACUGUCUUAAUUACUGUUCAGCUGAAGGCAUCAUGUACCUGUGUUGUGACAGACAUGUGAACACUAGUUUAACACCGCUGUGUUGUGUUUCCUAUUCUAUGGUUCUGACAUGGAUAUCUACCAUGCAAUUGUUACAACACACUCGUAUUGAUAAUUAUUCACGUAGGACACUGUGGAAUGCAGUCUGUCAUGUGCCGUCAGUCUUCUUUGAGUCGUCAGGUUCACUGGAGAUGUGCGGCCUGAUUGACGUUGAAGUGCAAUGAAUCCUUUUCCUGUUUUG
Molecule: messenger RNA, 2354 nt
Organism: Hippoglossus stenolepis (Pacific halibut)
Lineage: Eukaryota; Metazoa; Chordata; Actinopteri; Pleuronectiformes; Pleuronectidae
Gene: p2rx5
Product: purinergic receptor P2X, ligand-gated ion channel, 5
Exons: 12
Coding region: 68-1441 (457 amino acids)
Biological process (GO): response to ATP; monoatomic cation transmembrane transport
Cellular component (GO): plasma membrane; nuclear inner membrane
Molecular function (GO): purinergic nucleotide receptor activity; extracellularly ATP-gated monoatomic cation channel activity
Source: RefSeq, a predicted model, not a curated record